UUUGAUUGUUUUGUUUUGGCGUGGCGCAUUUUGAUCGGGAUCAAAAUUCUUUUUUUGAAGACAAAGUGCGCGUUGUAUUGUGUCCAAUCAGAUUGCGUCUUUUCGAUAGCAACAACGACAACAGUUAUGGCCGAAAGAAAAUAGCUUUCAAUAUCUAUCUAUGAAAUAUGGAUUCAAUAUUUGGUCGUGGAAGUCAAAGGAAGACAAGUCUUCUUGAGGAGUCAGAGUCAGAAAAUGAAAUCAAAGAAGAAACUGGAAAUUUUGUGAAGGAUGAAACAGAGGGAGAAGAGGAAGAACAAGGAGUUGCACAUGAUGAUGAUGAUGAUGAUGAUGACGAUGAUGAUGAUGAAGAUGGCAGUGAUUCAGAUAGUUCUUUUGAUGAUCAUCCCAGGACAUGGGAAAACCCAAUUCCAUGGGUACAACCAGUUGUUAAGAAUGCCAAGCCUCCCCAUCCUCUGACCGUCACCCAUGUCAACCAGACUCUGGACUUAAAGAAACUACAAAGUUCUGAGGCCAUGAUGAAUGCUGAACUUCAAAAUUCUGAGGAAUGGUUGAAACUUCACAGCGUAGAAUAUAUGAAAUUGACACUUAAAGACCUGGUUGACAAAGGCAAAAUUGGAAACAUGAAACCAGAUCACAGAACUGGAAAAGCCUUGCAGCAUAUACAGUUUGAAGCUUAUGAUGUUAAUGAAUUUGAAUACAAACUAAACAUGGCCAUUGAGAUGUACACCAAGAGAAUAAAAUGGUUACUACAGGGGAGUAAAAGGAUAUUUGGUAACAUUCGUGGCAAGAGGAUAGCAGUGGUGAUCGACAUAUCAGAUGCAAAUGCAGGUUUUGGAAGAUUGACUGCAUUUCAAGAGUCACUCGUGCACUUGAUUGACGAGCAGCUCUCACAACGUCAAUCUGUCUACCUCAUGUCCUUUGGGACAGACACAGACCCCUUGUGGCCAGUAGCCAGGGAUGUCAAUUGCAGAAUAGUGGAGGAAGCUAAGGAAUGGGUGAUGAGGAUGCAGCCCUCUGGAGGAUGCAAUCUUCUUAAAGCUAUCAAACAUGUCAUCAAAGUUCAGGAUAUCGACUCUGUCAUGAUCAUCUUGGGUAGUGUGCCAGAUCAGACAUCUGAGAUUUUGUGUGACUUUGUGCAUCAGAUGGGAAUAGGACAAGGAAUUCCUCUUCAGACUGUAGCAUAUGACUGCAGUAACCAUUUGACAAAUAUAACAUUGCGAAACCUGUCAGAGGUAUCCCACGGAAGCUACCACUGUUACACAGCCAACUGUGAGGACCAGAUCUACACAGGUACGGACAUCAGUAUCAUACUGAAGGAAAUCCAAACGGCACAGGAAGUUAUCAAUAAAAUCAAGGAAAUGAGAGAUGGAAUGAUGGGAAGUGCCUUGGUUAGCAUCAUGAAUGAGAUAUCAACAGAAGUAGACAAGCUUCCUCAGUCUCGGUUUCUUCCUCGACCUCCAGGCCAUGAUCUUCCCCUGAAAUUAGAGGUACCAAAGUUCCAGGCUAGAUCAUCUAUUGAAUGGAUAAAACAACAUGGAUUGAAAGCCCGGCGGUUAGAUCUCUACCAGAUACUUGCUCCUAAUGCUUACUCCUACAAAGAGGAAUUUAUUCCUGUGAUCAAGAAGGCAGUGCAGUCUCAAGUUCAUGAGAAAGCCAUGGUUCAGUUCCAGUGGCAUGAUGGGUCAGUGAAGAACAUCCAUGUUGAUAUGUCCCUGUUGUUUGAGUAUCAAAAGCAGCUGUACAGCACGGUACGACUGUAUGAGAAGAGAAUCGAGUGGCUGGCCAGUGGAAGUCGCAGGAUAUUUGGAACUAUUGUGGAAAAAAAUGUUGUGAUCAUGAUUGACUUGUCCAUUUCCAAUGUGAACUACCUAGUGCACAUUCAGCAUUCAAUCCGACUUCUGAUGGAACAACAGCUAGCCAACAAAGAAUACUUUAACAUGAUUGCGUUUGGAAGCAAAGCAGUUGCAUUUAAACCAACCAUGGUGAAACCGACAUUAGCUAAUUUGCAAGAAGCAUGGAACUGGGUCCUGGAUCUUCAGUGUGGAGGAAGCAGGAACUUUUUAUCUGCAUUCAAACUGGCUGUGGAAAAUGAAGAGGAAAUCAUGCACAAAAUCUUUGCGGAGGGAAUGUACCUGUUUACCAGUGGGGUCCCUGAUCAGACCCAGGACAUCUGCUGCUCCUACAUAGAACAGUCCACAUCUGGACGAGGCAUCCACCUCCACUCUAUUCUGUUCAAUGUUGAUGACUACGAUGCAGAAGGAGCCAUUCCCGGGCGCUAUGCCAACAUUACCAGGACAGCUGAAUGUCUCAGAAACAUGGCACACUGUAGUAAAGGCAGAUUCCACUGGUUCAGAGAAACUGGUAUCAUCGAGAGUGAUGAUAUUCAACAUAUCACAACUGAAAUUGACAAGGCUAUGAACUUCUCUAAGAAAGUUCAGCUGUUGGUGGAAUCUGUAAAGAAAAAAUACAGAAAUAGAUAUCAACAAGACUUUAUGGAUGAGAUGUCUGCCCUCCCUGCCCCUCCUAGACUUAGACAGAAAGCUUUACCGUCAGCAAUGUCCUCCCCUCCCGCCUCAUACAGACAGCAAAGGACUGAGGUUAGAGAGGAAAGAAUCAAAAUUUUAUCAAAACGUCCAACAAGUGCCUCUUACACACGUGAGAAUAAAAUGUCAGGUCGGGAUAGACCCAGCACAGCAAAAGACCCCAUGUCAAGAGUGAAAUCCUCUAAACGAUUUGCCAGCACCAGUUUCUUCCUGGAUAGCAAACAAAAAAUGGGAGAUGGGACAGGAAGUGUUAUCAAGAGGUACCCCGAUCAAAAGUCUGUCAGAAAAGCUGUAGGACAGCCACAUAUACCAGACAUAGAGGACAUUGUCUCCACAAAAGAGUGGAUGAGGUUGUAUAGUUUGUCUAAGCUGAAGUUGGAUUUAGAUAAACUGGUGUCCGGCCCCGACUGUAAACACAAUGAAGGCAGUGUCAAGUCCCUCCACAAACAUGUUUCAGCCAAAUACUGUGAUAUUUUCCCAAGCAUAAAUGUGAAAGGAACUAUCAAACACCUACAACUCCUUCCUCAUGAACUAAAGGAAUAUGAAGCGCAAGUGGAGAUAGUGCUAAAGAGAUACCUUAAACGUCUGCAGUGGCUGCUUAGUGGCAGUAGAAGAGUAUUUGGUACCAUCCUUCACAAAAAAGUAGUCAUCCUGGUGGAUACCUCUGGAUCUAUGGAACAGUAUAUGAAUGAGCUAAAGAAAGAGUUAGCUGCCCUGAUUUGGGAUCAACUAUACAGACUGGGUGCUAGGUUUAACUUGAUCCGAUUCUCUGGUGAUUGUGAGAAGUGGAAGAAAAGACUGGAGCCUGCCACUCAGGAAAACUGUCACAGUGCUGUGUCAUGGUCCUCCAGAUUCACAGCCUCGGGUAACACAUGUACAUUGGAGGUGCUCAGGAUGGCUUUUGAUGACCCUGACGUCACAGCUAUAUACAUGCUAACAGAUGGAAAACCAGACACUAGUACUUCAAUGGUUCUAAAAGAAGUCUCAGAGAUGAAUGCAGAAAGAAGGGUGCCUAUCAACACAAUUUCCUUCAACUGCUCGGAUAGCACUGCCAACAAUUUUCUUCAUCUGUUAGCCCAAGAGACGGGGGGCAGAUACCAUCGCUGCCAGACAGAUUUCGACGCACAACUUUUCGCACACAAACUGUUGACAGAAGGUUUUGAUGACACAGAGUAUCCUCAUCUCCCAGAGUUUGAUGGAGAUGAUCUACGCAGACUGGGCUCAGAAAUCAACACUGCCCGCAAAUACCUCUCACAGUCCAAACAGUACAGAUCUUUGUAUCAGUCCAAGGUAUCACAAAGUGAGAAACCUGCCAGUAACAAAGGAAACGUGACUCCAUUUGUUGUUGGUAAACCAAAGACAGCUGUGCAAUAGAAGAGACAAAUGUGUUAUGGAGUAAAAAUAGAGUUUUGGCAUUAGUGGACAAUAAUUCUAAAUGAGUAUACCAGUGCUUUCCAGGACAAAGUUGUUAUUGUGCAUUUACAUAUUAAGAUUAGAUGGACUGUAUGAGAAUGUGAUUUAGAGUGGAUGUGAUAAAAAUGCUUCAAUCAAUUAAGAGAGUAUAAUGCAUCUUCUUGGGGUAAAAGUUUAUUGUAAUCUUCUGAUUGUUGAUCUUUUUUAUGAUUUUUAAUGAAUAGAUGAGUAGCCUUUUAAAAAAGCAUUGUAUUUGGACUAAUGAAAUAACAGAUGUAUUUUCAAUUUCUACUUUUGAUAGAAAUGAACUUUUUAAAAUAAAUUUUCUGUGCAAGAAAUCAUUGCUUUUAUAUUUUCUAAAAGUCAAAGUUCUUGUGCCAUUCUGACAAGUUUUAAAUAGUCAUUCUUAUUUAUAUACCGAAUCUUCUGUUAUAUUUCACAUAUUACAUAUACAGUACCAGAUGUCUGUGAUAUUUUUCUAUUCAAUGUUAUAUGGAGAAAACAAAUUAGUUGAUAUUUUUUAGUUCUAGUUCAUGUGUAUAGAUUUUUGCCACAUUGUUUUUUUGUUUUUUUUUACAGGGUUAUUUUUUUUUCAUCUUUCAUUACUUUGUCGCAUGUUUUAGCAUUAAAUUUACAAUUGGGGAAGUAUACAUCAUAUACAUGUAUUUAAUAAAGAGAUAGAUGAUA
Messenger RNA from Ostrea edulis (European flat oyster), 4646 nucleotides. RefSeq names its product von Willebrand factor A domain-containing protein 3A-like. The transcript has 30 exons. Lineage: Eukaryota; Metazoa; Mollusca; Bivalvia; Ostreida; Ostreidae. Bases 168 to 3920 code for a protein of 1250 amino acids. The record is from RefSeq and is a predicted model, not a curated record.